Messenger RNA from Camelina sativa (false flax), 1026 nucleotides. Its product is annotated as ras-related protein RABG3e. NCBI's taxonomy places the organism in Eukaryota, Viridiplantae, Streptophyta, Magnoliopsida, Brassicales, Brassicaceae. The record is from RefSeq and is a predicted model, not a curated record. Gene Ontology annotation, cellular component: vacuolar membrane. Gene Ontology annotation, molecular function: GTPase activity; GTP binding.
UCAAGGUGCAAAAAAAAAAGAAGAAGUAAGAAACAAAACAAAAACAACAAACAGUCUUCUUCGUCUCGCACAAAAACCCAGAAAUCGCAGCAGAGCCUUUUUACAGUACAGAUCUCUCCAUCAUCAUCACUGAUUCGAUGCCUUCCCGUAGGAGAACUCUCCUCAAAGUCAUCAUCCUCGGUGACAGCGGGGUUGGCAAGACCUCUUUGAUGAAUCAAUAUGUUAAUAAGAAGUUCAGCAACCAGUACAAGGCGACCAUUGGUGCUGAUUUCCUGACUAAGGAAGUUCAGUUUGAAGACCGGCUUUUCACUUUACAGAUCUGGGACACAGCUGGUCAAGAAAGGUUUCAGAGUCUUGGUGUAGCGUUUUAUCGUGGUGCUGAUUGCUGUGUUCUUGUAUAUGAUGUCAACUCCGCCAAAUCAUUUGAGGAUCUCAACAACUGGAGGGAAGAGUUUCUGAUUCAGGCAAGUCCUUCUGAUCCAGAGAACUUUCCCUUUGUUGUUAUCGGUAAUAAGAUCGAUGUGGAUGGUGGAAACAGUCGGGUGGUUUCAGAGAAGAAGGCUCGAGCUUGGUGUGCUUCAAAAGGAAACAUUCCGUACUAUGAAACCUCUGCCAAAGAAGGCACCAAUGUGGAAGACGCUUUCCUGUGCAUAACUAAGAACGCAAUGAAAAGUGGAGAAGAGGAAGAGAUGUACUUACCAGACACGAUCGAUGUUGGAACCAGCAGCAAUCCACAGAGGUCAACAGGAUGUGAAUGCUGAAAGUACUUCUGCUCUCUCAUCAUCAUCAAUCAAUUUAUCUCACUUUGAGGGUUUUUUACCAGAUUGUAAAUCUGGUGUUUUUUCUUUCUGGUAUAUUAUUAUUAAAAAUAAAAUUAGAAUUUCAGAAAAUAAGUAAAAACCAAAUUGGACUAGUCGGUGUUUGUGGCCUGUUUGAUUAUUAUUAUUAUGGAUUUCUUUCCUUUUCUCUGCACUAUCGACAUUUGUUGUCCACUACUUUUGUGAAAAGACUUGUUUUUAUCCUACU